UUCAGUCUGUGCGCAAAAAGUGAACUUCGCGUGAAGAAAACUGGACCCCGUUACCGGUUAGAAGCAGAGAAGCAACUGACAUCCCAGCAAAAUGUCGUUAGCCCAAAUGUGUCUUGCGUUUGCUUUGAUCGGCGGUUUGACACCGUUGGCAGACGCAUUCCUUCGGCGAUAUCGUUGUCCAGACCGGUGCAACCCACACCCGGAUAGACCUGUGAACCGGUGCCUCUACUUCUGCUUAAACCUCAUUCCCUAUGGGCAUUACUAUGACGGAACGGAGUGCUACCAAAUGGGACUGGAACAGAGCAGUCACUCGAGUGGCGGUUCCCUGAAAGUUGGAAAGGGUCGCCACACUAAGGCGUCUUCGCCACGCCCUUCAAUUAGUUCCGACUCCGAUGUCCCGUAUGUCUCAUCAACAGUCAACAACCCGAUCGGAGAGUCCCCCAAACUCGGCAGCAAGAGCCCGGCGCAUCUCUUGCGAAACUCACCGCGGCCUUCGCCUAAACCGCGUCCUCACUCAUAUGCGGGCACUUCAGGUCACAGCAUCGUGGUCGUCAAGGAAGGAAGCGUGGAUGUACAGACUCCAGAGAACGACGAGGACCUCAUCAAGUUGCAGUCCAUACCACAGUUCUGGCCCAUCCUCAAAGGCAGCCUUCACAGCCCCGUCAUAUGCGACAGUGAUGUAGGAGAGAGGCUGGAUCACCGCGCUGUGAACCGGUUGGCCUCCCGUUACCAGGAGCACCUGAGGCAGUGCGCCGAAGUGGUCAGCACCGAGCAGAAUGCACUGGCAGCAAGAAUUCGGGAGACUGACUAUGCGGUGUCCACGCUCAGCACAAUGAUGACAGAGCGACAAAAAAAGUUUGGAAAGUAUGUGGAGCAGCUGCUCAAGGUGCACGAACUGUCAAGCCUCCUUCAUACAACAGAGAGCAUGUUGUCAAAAACGAUAGAGCAGUUGGACGAACUCAACCGGAUGCUGCCUCCAGAGGAACAGCUGGAGCCUUUCAUCAUGGUUACCGGCUGAGUGUUAGUGCUGUGGAACAUUUGUGAUGUUUUGGCUUUAAAUCACUACACCAGGCAACAUGGCACUACGCAGUUUGGAUUAGUGGUAUGGCAAACUACUUUCGAUAGAGUCUUAACUGGUAAAUAAAAUCAUAUUUAACUGA
Messenger RNA from Dermacentor silvarum, 1160 nucleotides. RefSeq names its product BLOC-1-related complex subunit 5-like. Gene Ontology annotation, biological process: positive regulation of anterograde synaptic vesicle transport; lysosome localization; organelle transport along microtubule. Gene Ontology annotation, cellular component: cytoplasmic side of lysosomal membrane; BORC complex; synaptic vesicle membrane. Bases 92 to 1018 code for a protein of 308 amino acids. The transcript has 7 exons. The record is from RefSeq and is a predicted model, not a curated record. NCBI's taxonomy places the organism in Eukaryota, Metazoa, Arthropoda, Arachnida, Ixodida, Ixodidae.